UGAUGUUUUCCCUAUGGCCAUCUCUCACGGCGUGACGGUUCAAAUAUUGCUCAUAAAUGGUUUGUGUUCAACCGAGCGAGCUUUCUUAUACGUGGUUGCUCUCAACUUCAAGAACGCAAAACCAAUUAUUCACAGGUGUGAAUUCGAAGACGUGCACUCUCCUGCAGCAGUUUCCCGCGUGAUAUUGAAUACUCAAACAUGCACGUGUGGUCGUGAGCAUGUGUAACACCACGGCUUCUAGCACCGCUCUUGAGCGGCACAUUCACAGAUUUCAACCAAUGGAGCAUGUCCAUUCUCUCGAUUCACCACGCAUACAUCUCACCACCGCUCAAUUCAUGACAACAGCUGAUUAUACCUACUAACACUAUACUCCUAACGGCUUGGAAUCGUACAAUGAGUACUAAUCUAAGUACACUUCCCUGCUCCAUAUACUAGUCCGGAUGUCCGUAGAAUGAAUACUGUACUUGUUAUAAUUACGCAAACUGGAGACCGGACUUCUCGUUGGGGACCAGAACCGAUUCAUAAAGCAGCAUUCAUUCGUUUGCGAUUUUGUAGCGUGAGCAUGUAUCAAUGAGAUUUCCACCCUCACAUUGAAAUACUGACGUUCAGCAUUCCAUGAGGAAACGCAAAGGCGGUGAGUAGGGAGGUAUUCACAUGGCCUUUAAUCGAAUAGUGGGGGGAGGGCAGAGGUCAAGCAGUAGGUGGGACAAGCGUGCAUGGUAUUCCCGCUCCUGGAAACGAGAAUUGCAUACUGAUGACACCUUGGAGGAGAACAAGAACCAGAACGAGAGGUGUCCAAGAACAGCACUACUCUUCACCACCGAGAACGUAGAGGAGAGAAGUAUAGCAGACUUGUACAGCAAGGGACCCAACCUUCUCGAAACCAUCCGUCUACCGCCUAUCCCCCAAAUAAGAGAACAUGCCUCAGAACUCUUCCUCCACCCCAUCACCCUCAUCCCAAACAAGCCCUAAACCCAAACAUCCGAAAACAUCCUGCCGCCACGAACUCUGUCCCAUCCCAUUCUACGAGACCCCAUCCCCAUGCCCGCCACCUGCCCCCAUCCAUUCCAACACCCCCUCACCCACUUGCUCCCCCUCCUCAUCAUCAUCCUACCUUCCUAUUUUCUCGCGAUUCUCGCCUUCGUCGGUCUUCUCCACGCCUUCGAAUUCGCUGAGUCCGAAGUUUAUGUAUACGGCUCAGUCGUAUUAUCCUAUCCCGC
Molecule: messenger RNA, 1220 nt
Organism: Periconia digitata
Lineage: Eukaryota; Fungi; Ascomycota; Dothideomycetes; Pleosporales; Periconiaceae
Source: the annotation of a GenBank genome assembly